AUGACCUCCACCAGCGCAGAACUUACUGAGCAUCCUAAUAAGGCAUCAAAAUCCGACAUUGGGAGCAGGAUCGAAGAAGAUCAGAUAGGUGGUGUCAAGGACGCGAGCACCCGAAUCACUUUUGCCUGUUCUUCCGUACUACCCAAAGACGGCAUUGGCCUAGAACCGGCAGUCCAUAUGGACCACUCCGUAUCGAAUGAUUGGUUUCAACCUGGAGUCGGUGGUACUCCGAACAUACCGGCCGAACUCUCCAACUCUCAUGAACACUGUGACAUUAUCAACAGUGCUAAUUCAGAAAAGAAGCAUGCGGAGAAAUACUCCUCCAAUAUCAAUGGUUCUCCACAUGGCAUUGAAUAUCAGAUAUGGGCUUAUCCAUCAAAUAUUGGGUCAAGCUCAGCAUGCGAGCACACGGAUGAUAAAGCAUGUGCCAAACGUCAUGACAACGAACAAAAGAGUGCAGUCCAUACCGCGGAGGACGAGUCAGCACAGCCCGAGCCGCUCUGCAAGUCUACAUCUAGCAAUACUCAGGAAAUAUUAGAAGAUAAGCAUCCUUCUUCAACGGCACCAUGUACUCGUGCACGCUUAUCGGACUACGGUCGGAAUGGGGAAAGAUUGGAUGCCGAGACCAAGCAAAACCCGGCUCAACUCAUUCUUUCAGAGCUGGGUUUGAACACAGGAGUUUGCAGGUAUUCUGACUCUCCUGUGACAUCGGUGCAUGGUCUUGAAGCAAGCCUUGUUCCAGCGCUUCAAACAGCCACAACCGGACUACUGCUGCAGAACCCUAUAACUUCUCAACAUGGUGCUACACCACGUACGGAUGCCUGGCCCCCGAAUCAUUAUGAGAAUAGUGCGCAUAACUAUUCUCAGUCAAGUGGAAAUAUACCACCGCCAGGGAACGAAGAGUUUCCCAGUAUGCAGGGUUUCAUGCUUGAUGGUGCUACUGUACUCGAUGCUGCCAAUGAUCCCUGGAGCGUCUAUUCGAUGGGAGCGCUGGCCAAGAAUCGAAAGUGUACGAUAUCAGCAGUUAUUGCCGCUGUGCCAUGCGCACGAAGUGUUGGUCCAGGUGGAACGCGCCGAUGGCUAAAAGCGGUGGUCUUCGAAGAGGUGGACUGCGUAUUGCACUGCGUACAUGUCCAGUUGUCUUGA
Truncatella angustata is the source of this 1146-nucleotide messenger RNA. RefSeq lists its product as uncharacterized. Lineage: Eukaryota; Fungi; Ascomycota; Sordariomycetes; Amphisphaeriales; Sporocadaceae. The transcript has 2 exons. Bases 1 to 1146 code for a protein of 381 amino acids. The record is from RefSeq and is a predicted model, not a curated record.